CUCGGUCGUCUGCGUCGCAAGUAAUUAAAGUGAGUUCUCCAGUUUUGUGCGGAUUUUCAUACAUCGCCAAUUUCAAAAAGCAGGACGUCAUUUUUCCGCCCCUCGUUCAUAGCUCGUCAUCCGCCCCUUAUUAAACUGCUGGAUUCCGGUCGCUGGAUCAUGCCCCAUACAGGUCAAGCCGGGGUCAACCAAUUGGGUGGCGUAUUCGUCAAUGGACGGCCACUGCCAGACUACGUCCGCCGAAGGAUCGUCCAGCUGGCGUUGUUAGGCGUCCGUCCGUGCGAUAUCUCGCGGCAGCUUCUAGUCUCCCACGGAUGCGUCUCCAAGAUACUGACCCGCUUUUACGAAACGGGGUCCAUCCGGCCCGGAUCGGUUGCCGUCAACAACAAACAUAAGAUUGCGACGCCUAGCGUCGUGCGGAAAGUGUUGCGACUCAAGAGCGAAAGGCCGUCGCUGUUCGCUUCAGAAAUCCGAGAAGCUCUGCUGAGUCAGCGGCUCUGCGAUCCCGGUCAGGUGCCAUCCGUUUCAUCCAUUAAUCGAAUCCUUCGCGAAGCGGCUUCCGCAUCCAGCUCUUUGGCGGCGGAAUGGCCCGGACUCAUGGUAGGCCAUCACAUGCAGCAGUUGUUCAUCAGCAACCAAUCAGCAUCGAUGCAACAACAGCAGCAACACCAUCAAAUGCUAUCGCCAUCUGGAAGUACUACACAGCCAACCUCCGCCACUCAUGCGUUUCCCAACAUUCUUCAACUGGAUUUAUCUGUUCCGUCGACAUCCGCAACGACAUCCAGCUACGAUCCAGCCAUGCCACUAGACUGCAGCAGCAAACGAACGGCGACUGAUUCCGAAUCCGGUGCUAGUCCAGCCGUCCCUCCUCCACCGCCGGUCAUCGUCAAGCGCAAAAAGAUUUCGUACGCCAUCGAAGAUUUGUUGAAAAAGGAUGACAGUUAGGCCUGGCCCCUCCUAUCUAUUAAAAAAAAGAAAAAAAAAAGAAAAUCACAUAUAAUUAUUUACCGUAAAACGUUAUGUCUAGUCAUUAGAAGACCUCUCAGUUUUCUUCGAAUAUCACACAGAUCUAGUUUCGCUCGAGUCACACAUCCGCCAAAAAUCAAUUUCAUUUUCUUGUAUUUUUUAAGUUUGACGUUAAAAAAAAACAGUCAAAAAGGUUGGAGAUAAAAGGUUGAUGAUAAUAUCCAUUGUGUGUAAAACAAAUAAAAAAACAUUUAAAUACAAUUCGGGACGAAUUAAAAAACUAAAAAAAGGAAGGGAAUUGUUAAUGUACACGUAAUACAUUCAGAUCGACAAACCAAACAGGUCAGUGGCGUGCUGUUUUUUUGAGAAUAUAGG
Messenger RNA from Daphnia pulicaria, 1341 nucleotides. RefSeq names its product paired box pox-neuro protein-like (gene Poxn). NCBI's taxonomy places the organism in Eukaryota, Metazoa, Arthropoda, Branchiopoda, Diplostraca, Daphniidae. The record is from RefSeq and is a predicted model, not a curated record. Gene Ontology annotation, biological process: regulation of transcription by RNA polymerase II; anatomical structure development. The coding region runs from base 160 to 945 and encodes 261 amino acids. Gene Ontology annotation, molecular function: DNA-binding transcription factor activity, RNA polymerase II-specific; RNA polymerase II cis-regulatory region sequence-specific DNA binding. The transcript is spliced from 4 exons.